AUAUAGGGGUCGCCAUAGACAAAAGCAAGGGGGUGCAUACUUCCUACAGCGGCUACUAGAGGAGACUCAAAUGAUAUUUGCAUUUUAGUAACGUAAUGGAAGUCGACAUGGAAGUAUUCAUUAUUGUUAAAUAGAAACAAGAAAAAAGUGAUAAUUAUAAAAAAAAAAAAGUAAAAACAUCAACAAAUAUGGUGGCUAAGGGUAAAUUUUUCAAAUCGAUGUCAUGCUAUAGUUUGAUUGGCCUUUUGCUGUUGACAACUCUCAACAAUGCAGAGCAGCAAGCAACAACGGAAAAUGACCACGAUGAUGAUGAUGAUAGUUUGAUACCCUGCCAGCUACCCAAUCCCCAGUUUGAUUGCCCCUCGAAUUCCCUUUGCACUCGCAUCAAUGCAACCAAUCCUCAAGAUUUGAAGUGCAUUUGCUUGGAGGGCUAUCAAUUAAAUCCCAAAUGGAAGGGUUCAGAUGACAUUGCCGCUGCCGAUGAUUCCAAUGAGGGUGAGGAAAACUACUGCACACCAAACAAUCCCGCCUCUGCCAAUGGCACAGAACAAGGCAAAAUUAUCGUUUACGUACGCUCCGCCUCUGAUCCCCAGCACCUGGUGUUUACCAUUGUUAUAAUUCUAUUGGGUGUUACAAUAGUUACUGCCGUAUUUUAUGGCCUAAAGGUACUGCGACCCAUAAAACGAACAAAGGCCGCUUAUAAGACGUUACAAAAUCGUCGACAAAAUAUCACACCUUUACAAGAAAUGGAUGAAUUGGAAUUGAAUCGUCGUUAUGAAAUGCAAACAUUUUAAAAAUUCUAAAUCAAAUUGAGUAUUAACAACAACAACAAAAUAAAAGACUGAGAUUAUAGUGA
This is a messenger RNA of Stomoxys calcitrans (stable fly), 856 nucleotides long. RefSeq lists its product as uncharacterized. The transcript is spliced from 2 exons. Bases 189 to 794 code for a protein of 201 amino acids. The record is from RefSeq and is a predicted model, not a curated record. Lineage: Eukaryota; Metazoa; Arthropoda; Insecta; Diptera; Muscidae.